Molecule: messenger RNA, 207 nt
Organism: Brenthis ino (lesser marbled fritillary)
Lineage: Eukaryota; Metazoa; Arthropoda; Insecta; Lepidoptera; Nymphalidae
Source: the annotation of a GenBank genome assembly
AUGAAGACACAUGCUGAAGUGUUUUCUAAUUAUGUUCGACAUCAAUCACAGCUCAGGCAGAGUCGGCCAGAACACCGCCAAUCAAGUAAUUGCAUCGCGUGCAUCGACUUUUCGGCCCUCGAUAAUGAUAGGCAUUUUAUUACUCCUAAUGGAGUCUCUAGGGCCGCGGCUAAUGCUCAACGUUUUGUAACAGACCCGCUUUUAAUU